Molecule: messenger RNA, 3040 nt
Organism: Schistocerca gregaria
Lineage: Eukaryota; Metazoa; Arthropoda; Insecta; Orthoptera; Acrididae
Product: sodium-coupled monocarboxylate transporter 1-like
Exons: 15
Coding region: 562-2433 (623 amino acids)
Biological process (GO): transmembrane transport; sodium ion transport
Cellular component (GO): membrane
Molecular function (GO): symporter activity
Source: RefSeq, a predicted model, not a curated record
UGGUGGCACAAAUUGGAACUGUUAUCCUUUCGGCUUACUCCGUUAGCGCACCGAUUAAUCGACAUACCCUACGAUGUUUCAGUGCCCUGAAAUACACACAGCCCGCACAACAGCACUCGGAACACCGCAAGCUUAAUUAUAAACAACCCGUACGUUGCACUUUUGACAGUACUGAACGAAUACAGCACUCAUUAUUUGAUUAGAGCUUCUGGUUUUGUGCUGAAAUAAAUGUUUCCAAAUGUGAGUACAGAGGCUCCCUUGAUUGCAUGCAGUACAGAGGGUUACUUCAAGCGCAACACUAAAAUGAGUAGUGUCAUGAUGUAGACUAUGUUUUCUGUUAUUACCGGUCUUCGUCACUUAUGGUCGAUGAAAUAAUGACCCCACAUUGUCUAAGCGUGAGUUUGUCGUGAAUUCAUAUAGCAGCAUAUUGAAACUUCCUGUUAUGAGCACUAUUUUACUAUUCAUAGCUGCCUUUAUGUACAAGGGUUCGACGGCGCAAACUCUUCCUUGAUAGUUUGGGACGAUGAGGAGUACAGUUACUGAACGCGCCAGCCGGAAACUAUGGAAGUGAUUUCGGAACCCACAGCGGCGGACAGUCGCCUCUUGUUUGGCAUCGCCGACUACGUCAUCUUCAGCGCCAUGCUGCUCGGCUGCGUGGCCAUCGGCGUCUACUUUGGAUUCUUCAAGGUCGCCGUCAACGCCGAGCAGUACCUGCUAGGCGGACGCCGCUUGGCUAUGUUUCCCGUAGCUGUUUCGCUGGUAGCCAGCUCUAUCUCGGGCAUCACGCUCCUCGGCACGCCUACGGAACUCUAUCUUCGAGGCACGCAGUACGUCUUCAUAAACGUGUCGUUCUUCACGGCGUCUCUCUUCAUAGGCUUCACAUACCUACCUGUGUUCCACGGCCUUCGAAUGACCUCCAACUACGAGUACCUGGAGAUGAGGUUUGGGAAGAGUGCCCGGCUGCUGGGCUCGUCCCUGUUUAUUGUUGGCGUUAUAUCGUGGAUUCCAAUUGUUAUGUACGUGCCUGCUCUCGCCUUUAACCAAGUGACUGGCAUCAACGUGCACAUUGUGACUCCGAUCGUCUGCGCCGUGUGCAUAUUCUACACCUGUGUGGGCGGCCUUAAGGCGGUCGUGUGGACGGACGUCAUCCAGAGCGUACUAAUGUUCAUGGCAGUCAUUCUGGUGAUCGUCAAGGGCUCAAUCGACGUCGGCGGACUGGGCACGGUCUGGCAGCGGAACAUGGACAGCGGCAGGAUAGAGCUACCUGACCUCGGGUUCGAACUCACGGCCCGCCACAGCUGGUUCGGCUUCCUCGUGGGCAACUUCUUCGGCUGGUUGCCGCUCGGUGUCUCCCAGAUGACGCUGCAGAGGUUCGCCUCAGUCGAGAGCCUGCCCAAGGCGCGAAUGACAAUGUGGGUGUUCAUUGCUGGUGCAAUGUUCCUCAUUAUGAUGAGCUGCUAUAUUGGUUUGCUCACUUAUGCAGUGUACCAUGACUGUGAUCCUCUCAUUACUAAGCAAGCGAGCGCCAAGGAUCAACUGCUUCCGCUGUUGGUGAUGCAAGCCCUACAGGACUUACCUGGUCUGCCAGGAAUCUUUGUUGCGGGUAUCUUCAGCGCCGCCCUCAGCUCCAUGUCGACUUCGCUCAACUCUGUCUCCGCGGUGGUGCUGGAGGACUUCUUCAAGACGUUCUACGGACAGGACGCGCUCUCCGAGCGCCAGACCGACAUCCUGCUCAAGAGCGUCGUGGUGAUCUUCGGCGUCCUCUGCACGUCGCUCGUCUUUGUGGUCGAGAAGCUCGGCACGGUACUGCAGCUGUCUAUGUCCCUGGAUGCCAUGACUAACGGUCCAGUCCUGGGUGUCUUCACCGCCGGCAUGUUUCUGCCAUGGGUCAACAUUUGGGGUGCGAUCCUUGGAGGACUGGCAGGCUUGAUCUUCAUGGGCUGGGUGGUGCUGGGCUCACAGGCGGUCAUGGCCGCCGGACUCAUCACCAUCCCCAGCAAGCCGGUGUCCAUCGCGGGCUGCAGCGCCGAACUCCUGCGUCACCUCAACAUCACGGCCAUCACCGCAGCCGCCAACAGCACUGUCACGGCGGACGCUGCAAGCUCUGUUCUGCCCAUCUACCGAGUGUCGUACGUGUGGUACACAAUGAUGGGCCUCGUGGUGACGCUGGUGUCUUCACUGGCCAUCAGCCUGGUCACAGGGAAAAGGGACCUCGCCUCCGUGGACAGGAGUCUGGUGACGCCGCUGAUGCGGUGGGUGCUGCCCGAGGGCCGGAGGGCGUCCGCCGCCAGGGUGGACCGCGUCCGUAGCAGCAUCUCCACGUACGAAGGCUACAAGGUGAGCCAAUACCAGAGGUCGGCCAGCAAGUACAUCUCGGCUGUCAAGGUGCAAGUUAUAUUCACAGACGAACAAAAGAAGAAGGAGGAAGCUUGAUGCAGCGACAACUAAGCCAGGAUCACUAUCACAUACUGUGUGUUAUAGUGCUGAAGGCCCCCCUGCCAAGCCAGGAUUACUCUCGCAUACUGUGUAUUAUAGUGUUGUCCUGAUAACAAAACUAUCAUCGAAGAAGGUACUGUUCAAGGCAUCAUCAAAACCAAUAAACCACACAUUCUCGUAUUAUUUUCAAGUGGAAUAUGUGCGACACUGUUUACGCCCAGGACAUUAAUAUUCGACGUUUCUAGAGUGGAUAUUUCUCAGACUGAGUACCAGUUGACUACUAUACAGAAAUUUUGAUAUAAUGAUUGCUGUGCAUUACGUGAAAUAUCCGUACCAAAAUAAAGCAGUGUAGAUUUCUAUGGUGGUAAUGGUAAAAAAAUACAUCACACAAAAAAACUGAUAAAGUGUGUGUGUGUGCUGCACGUGUUCUCAUUGCAUAGACGGUAUAUUCUAAACAUACCGCCUUCCAUAUUUGCUUGGUAGUUCUUCAACAGCUGUAUUUCCAUUUACUGAAAUAAUCAGCAACCCCUUGUACAAAAGAAAUUUUAUUUCCCUUACCGCUUUCAGGCACUUGAUGUCCCUUUUUAAAACUUUAUAAUUAUCG